This is a messenger RNA of Syngnathus typhle (broad-nosed pipefish), 8124 nucleotides long. It is a transcript of the gene ptprq, whose product is annotated as protein tyrosine phosphatase receptor type Q. The transcript is spliced from 50 exons. Lineage: Eukaryota; Metazoa; Chordata; Actinopteri; Syngnathiformes; Syngnathidae. Gene Ontology annotation, biological process: protein dephosphorylation. Bases 1 to 7554 code for a protein of 2517 amino acids. Gene Ontology annotation, molecular function: protein binding; protein tyrosine phosphatase activity. The record is from RefSeq and is a predicted model, not a curated record.
AUGAAGGUGGCACAAGCUGGAAACUUUGACUUCCACGGAGUCACCGUGUCCAACACUUCCAUCACCGCUGACGUACCGGAGGAAGAGAGUUGCCGUGGUUACAGGGCUGGCGUGAAGCUGCACUUACAAUGUGAGCGCCUAGAGAGUGAAGAUGGCCAAUUGGGGGGGAUGCUCUGCCUCCUUGACCAUCACCAUGGUGCCUACUCGUGCGAGGGGAGUGAGUGCGUCGCCACGUGCUUUCUCAGGCUGCAAGCUUGCGUGGAUCAUUACGGAGUCGACCAGGAAACUGAAUCAGGGGAACCUUACAGUCUCAAGAUGGAUAUCUUCAGUGGAGCGCUGGAUAGUUCCCCCAUGACUAAAUCUGCCAGGUUCAGUCAUAGCACAGAGCGGCCUGCCGAUGUUGAGGGUGUGAGUUCCUCCACACAAUACGCAACCACCGUGUCCGCAACAUCUUCGACCAUCAUCAGCCCGGGAGUCAGCCGCAUGAUCAACGCCAAUGAGAGCGUUCCUGGUGCACCUUCAGGACUAAAAGGGCAUCCUGUAGGCUCCAACGGGAUUCUGCUUUCCUGGACCAUGCCACCUGAUACUCGUGAUAUUGACGGAUAUAUCAUCAGGUACAAGGAAGUGUGUCCCUACCCGGAUCCUGUCUUCACACAAGUAACCAAGUACCUGGAUGUCCCGGAGACUCUGCUCACUGACUUUACCUCGGGUUCCACGUAUCACAUUCAGGUGGCAGGCUCUUCGCCUGCUGGCAUGGGACCAUUUAGUAAACCUGUCUACACAAAGACCAAUGAGUCCCCUCCAGGACUGGUGACCAACCUGACCGCCUUUGCUCAAACUCACACCUCUGUGCUGGUCAAGUGGUUCCUGCCACAUCGCAUCAACGGCCUCAUUACAAAGUUUUCCGUCAAGGCCAAGCACGCUCGCACGGGCCAGACGGUGCGCAACCUGGAAGUCAACGCCGAGGACAUCAUGAUGGGAGCGCUGCCUCACUGCAAUGACGCUGCGGAAAUUCUGUCUCGAGCGACCGUCAGCCCCUUGGAAAUGACGGCGGUGUCUCCGCCCUACACGCUCGGGGCCGUGCCCUCCGCGGCCGCUUGGAGCGUGCCCAUCUCCGUAGGGGUGGAUCAGCUUCGGCCUUACACCGCUUAUCUUUUCGAAGUGUCUGCUUUCACAUCUGACGGGGAGGGACAGAUCGCCUCCACCAUGGUCCGCAUGCCAGAGUCAGCCCCAGAAGAUGCUCCACAAAACCUCUCCGUAUUCAACGUGACGUCUCGAUCCAUAUCCCUCGCCUGGAACUCUCCCAAUAUCAUCACUGGGAAAUUCACCUAUGUAGUCUUCCUAUACGGGCCUACGGGAUACUUGUACGAGAACAGCACAGCGGACAUGCGAUUCUCCUUAACCGGCUUAGCUCCGUACGCAAAGUACUCUGUGGAGGUGGGGGCCAAAGCGGCCGGAGAAGUCGGUCCGGUGGCUCGGAAUGAUGUGAGGACAUCGGCUGAAGCGCCCAGCGCUGUCCAGGACCUGGUGGCGUUUGCUGAGGAUGCUGUUUCAGUCCGUGUGAACUGGAGAACUCCGGCCCAGCCCAACGGUCCAAUCACUCAUUACAGAUUGCAGGUCCUGCUGAACGACACGCUGUUACAGGACAUCACCCUUGUAGGAGAGCUGAAUGCCACCACAACUGGUUCCUAUGAAGACGAGUCACCCAGCCCCGAUCAAAAUGGGCGGCGUAGGAGGAACGUUGAGCUGGGUCAGACCUCCACUGCUGCUCAUAUUGACCCCACGCAGUCUACCGACAUCACCUCCUUCAGCUUGACUCACCUCAGAAGUGCUGAGCAAAACACCGACGCUCAGACUGACCAGAAUUUUAACCCCUCUGUCGCCCUCGUGGUCACAGAGACACCCAGCGACACUUACCAUUCAUUUCAGCCUCCCACCAUAGCUUUUUCCGCUACGCCUGUCCCGCCUGUUACGCUUCCACCCUGGCUGAGUACGCCAGAUGACGACGUGACCGCCGAAUCGUCCCGCCUCACUCACACCCCGGGCACCUUGCGCUCGUCCACUCGUCAGGGGUCUAUCACAGCACACGCCGUGGCUUCUGCAAGUUCAGGUGUAAGCGUACGAGAGGAGAUGAUGGACCUGUCAACGGACGAGCUCUACUACCUGGUGUCCGACCUAGAACCUUUCACCGAGUACACGUUUAGGGUCGCCGCUUCCACUAUAGUAGGCGAAGGGCCGGCCGCUGACAUCACCGAGAAGACCCGAGAGCAAGUCCCCAGCUCAGUAUUGGAACUUUCCUACCAAAACAUCAGCUCCACCUCCAUAUUUGUGAGCUGGGCGGCGCCACUCAACCCCAAUGGACGAAUCACACAUUACACUGUCUACGGUCUAGCGCUGAACACUGAUCAGCGUCUGAAGUGGGUUACAAACUCAACCAGCAUACUGAUAACAGAUUUGGAGAAGUAUACUGGUUAUAUGCUCCACGUCGCGGCGUCGACGGCUGUGGGCGAGAGCUUGCUAUCCCAGGAAGAUGCCAUCUUGGUUCUCACAUUAGAGGACGAACCGGAUUCCCCUCCAGUAAACCUCACGGUGGUGGACACCAGCUCGUCAACAGCCACCUUGACUUGGUCCGCCCCAAAGAAAGCCAACGGUGUGAUCCAACAGUACACGAUCCUCUACGAGAACCGGUCGUUUUCCAAUUCAGUGAACACCUCCAGCAACAAAGUCACUCUGACGCACCUGAGGCCCUUCACCUACUACAACGUCUCUGUGAUGGCCUUCACACGUUUCGGCCAUGGCAACCAAACUUCGAAUUAUUUACUUGUGUUGUCUGGGGAGGAUGUGCCGGGCAGUCCUCCAUACAGCCUCGCUUACGAGUCGCUCAGUCCAAACGAGGUGAACGUGACCUGGCUGCCUCCGUUGGUGCCCAAUGGCAUCAUAACCCACUACAGCUUGGAGUUGUGGAAUUCCACCCAUUAUCUCAACCUCACCUCCCCUAUCAACUUCCUGCACCUGACCCACUUGAGGAAGUUCACGCGCUAUCGCGUCACGGUGCAGGCGCACACUCGGGCCGGGCCGGGGAACUUCAGCACGGAGCCGCUCAACAUCACUACGCUGGAGGAUGCUCCAGACACGCCUCCUCAAUUUCUCCACGCCAGGAAGUUAUCCAACUCUGAGGUAGAGUUGUCCUGGCAACCGCCCCUCGAAGCCAAUUCGGAGAUACUCUAUUACGUCGUGAGAGUGUGGAACGAGACAAUGGAUCUGCUGCAGAAUGCGACUGAGACGUCAGUGAUUAUUAACAUGGACCUUGAGAGUCUCUACAAUGUAUCCGUCUCCAGCUGGACCAGGCUGGGAGACGGAGGGAUGAGGGCCUACAUUAUCUACGACGCAGAGCCCCUUGAACCACCCCGGAUUGUGAAUUUUGCAAACAUCACUACCUCCGCUGUAACCUUGCUAUGGUAUCCACCCACGGAACCAAAUGGGAUCGUUAUCGUUCAUUAUACAAUUUACUACACUCACAACAACACUGUGGCCAAGCAGGAAGUUCCGGUUUCAGAUUUGAUUGUUCCUGUAUCACCUGACACUCUCCUGUCCUGGACUCUGACUGGUCUUAUUGGGGGCACUAACUACACAGUGUGGAUGACUUCCAGUACUGUACUUGGGGAUGGAGGAGUCUGGAGCGAGCCACUUACCUUGCUCUUACCGGAGGACGUGCCGUCCGACUCGGUCCACAACCUGACCGCUCAAAUCUUCAGCUCCACUGCCAUCAUCGUGAGCUGGGACCCUCCCUUGGAGCCCAACGGCCGCCCCCAUUACAUCCUCACCUUGCGGGAAGCCGGCGUCAUCCCCGUGACACCCAACCAAGCCCCUCCCGUGGUCAACAAAACCAUCACGCGCACCACCACCGACAACGUCUUCCUCUUCACCAAACUUCGAAAGUAUUUCCCUUACGUGUUGACCGUCACCCCGGCGACCGGUGCUGGCCCCGCCCAUAACCACACCAGCACUAUGUACCUGAGGACGGAUGACGACGUCCCCAGUUCCGCCCCAUUGCUGGUCUCGGCGGCGAACUUGUCGUCAUCUUCCAUCGCUGUGGCGUGGCAGCGUCCCCUGGAGGCCAACGGGGAGAUCACCGAGUACACCAUCACGCUGUUUGGCCCGGGGGGAUCAAAUAUCAUGCAGACGCCCGAGAGCUCCUUCACACUUAGCAAUCUACUGCCGUACACGGCUUAUAACCUAAGCAUCACCGCCGCGACGCGUAAAGGCUCAGGGCCAGCGCUCGUAUUAAUGCUGCACACUGAUGAGGGAGGUCCCGUGUCCCCUCCCCGCAACUUGACCAUUUUCAACCACACGGCCGUGUCGGUGUGGUUGAGCUGGGAGCCUCCUCUGGAGCCCAACGGGGUGGUCCUGCAGUACGGCUUCCGGAUCCGAGAACUCAUCACACACAUCGUCACACACCGGAAUUCAUCCGGUCCAUCAACCACUGAGUACAUCUCCGGCUUCAGGCCCCAUAGGUCCUACGAGAUCAGUGUUUACAGUUACACGCGAGUAGGCCAUGGCAACCAGUUUAGCAGCCCGGUGACAUUCACCACCAACGAGUCAGUGUCAGAAGCUGUGGGGAACCUGUCGUGUUCAGGAGUCACCUGGGAUUCCAUUCAGUUAUUAUGGGAUCCUCCGCUCAACCCCAACGGGCAGAUCCUUUUUUAUGAGAUUGUAAUGGAGUUGGACUCGUACCAGGCCAACGCAGCAGAAUUCACGGUGACUGGACUGCCGCCGGACCAGGAGUACAUACUCGGUGUGGCGGCGGUCAACUCAGCGGGAUCCGGGGAACCAAUUAACUGCACUGCUUCUACGCUUUCCGAGUCAGCUCCAUCUGCCCCUCGCUUCCUCGCCGUCUCUCAAGUCACGGCCAACAACGUGACACUGGAAUGGACUCCUCCGCUUUCUAUCCCGGGCCUGCUCAAAGAGUACCGCCUGGUCACAGAGUUGCUUGACACAAAAUGCGAACCCGACAGCCUAAUCCCCGCCGAAGAACCGGCCUCGGAUUGCUUGGAGUCAAGCGUCACCGUGUCGGUCAACGCUUCGGAAGCGGCCCCGGGUUUCACGCUCCGUCCUUUGGCUAAAUAUCGACACUACCGUUUCAAAGUGGCAGCGGUGACCAAUGCAGGAGUUGGAGAAUAUACCGAGUGGAUUUAUGUGCAAACCCUCGCAGGCAACCCAGAUGCCCCUCCCCGUGAUCUCAGAAUACUACCUACCUCCGGCAGCUUUCGUAUUGACUGGGACCCUCCGGAUAUUAUUUCCGGACCGACGUCCUAUCUCGUGCAGGUGGGCGGUCCCGGUUUGAAUUACUCGAUUAUCCGAGCGCCAGGGGAGUUGACUACGGUGGUUGUAACUAACCUGACGGCGUUCUCGCUUUAUUCCGUGAUGGUCACCGCCUUCACCGGCCCUGUAGAGAACGCCGCCGUGGACGGGAAGGCCAUUGGGCCCUUUGUGUUUCAAACGCUAGAAGAAGAGCCUAAAGACCCACCGAAGAACGUGGUAGUCUCCAUCAUCCCGGACGAAGUAAACCAGGUCAAGGUGACCUUCACGCCGCCGGAAGAACCCAACGGAAGAAUCACGUCCUACUUUGUGUACGUCUACGAGAAAGAGCUCCUGGUGAGAAACGUCAGCCUGAAUACCACCCAAAAUGACCACGACAUGCUGACUGCCGUCAUCGACGGCCUGAAAGGUGGUCACGACUACAGUAUUCAGAUAUCUGCAAAGAACGGCGCCGGUCGCAGUCCACCCAGCCCGCACGUCCAGAUAACAACCGGAAUCAAAGCGCCGGCCAAGCCCGCUCAAAGACCCCAGGCAGCGCUCGGCCAUAGAGGGGUUGCCAUGGUUACCCACAAGAGUAUCACCAUCCGCAUGCCGGCGUGUUUCUAUAGUGACGACAACGGGCCAAUUGCAAAAAUUCAGGUCAUCGUGGCUGAGUCAGGGGUGAAGGAUGCCGCAAACCUUACGACCUGGAGGAACGCCUUUUUCAAACACCCCGGCCCGUACGUGACGGACCAGGGCUUCCCCAACCCGCCGUGUCCGGGGGACACUCGCGGGGUACCCGAAAGCCUCCGACGCAAUCGCACCAUGGCGGAGACGUAUGUGAUAGGAGAGCGCGACGAGUGUAUGCAGGAGAACCACACGGACCCGUUGUGUAACGGACCUCUGAAGGCCAACACUGUCUAUGUGUUCAAAUUCAGAGCAACCAACAUCAUCGGACAAUUUACUGACUCCCAAUAUUCUGACCAUAUUAAAACUGCAGCUUAUGGGCUGCUGAGCAGAGACGAGCAGAUCAUCUUGGGUGUGCUUCUCUCCUUCUUCUUGGCAAUGCUGCUGAUUGUCAUCAUCUGUGUGUCCGUCAAGAUCCACCAGCGUAAGAAGGAGGGCGGAACGUACUCCCCCCGAGAAGCGGAAAUCAUCGAGACCAAGUGUAAACUGGAUCAGCUGAUUGCUGUGGCAGACUUGGAGCUGAAGCAAGAAAAAGUCAAACGGUAUUCGUCCUUCUUCUUCAGACGGAAGGAAAUAUACGUCAUCCAACUUCUCAGCUACAGGAAAUCGCUCAAGCCUGUCAACAAGAAGUCUUUCCUCCAGCACGUUGAGGAUCUGUGCAAUAACGACAAUGCCAAAUUCCAGGAGGAAUUUUCCGAGCUGCCCAAACUACUUCAGGACCUGGCCACUACGGACGCAGACUUGCCUUGGAACAAAUCCAAGAACCGGUUUCCCAAUAUAAAGCCCUAUAAUAACAAUCGAGUGAAACUGCUGUCAGAACCGGGAACUGCGGGCUCGGACUACAUCAACGCCAGCUUUGUCUCAGGCUAUCUGUGUCCAAAUGAGUUCAUCGCCACCCAGGGUCCUCUACCCAACACAGUGGCUGACUUUUGGAAGAUGAUCUGGGAAACGGGCACCCGCGCCAUCGCCAUGCUCACGCGGUGUCAUGAAAAAGGCCGAAUUCGCUGUCACAAGUACUGGCCGGAGGACAACAAGCCCAUGUCAGUAUUUGGUGACAUCCUUAUUUCAAAAGUAUCUGAAGAAAUCCUUCCUGAUUGGACUGUCAGAACGCUUAAAGUGGAAAAGCACGGACACUACAUUUUAGUCCGCCACUUCAACUACACGUCGUGGCCCGAGCACGGGGUCCCGGAAUGCUGCGGCACCCUCAUCGAGUUUGUCCGGGCGGUCCGAGGCCACCGGCACGAAAACACCACCAUAGCGGUCCACUGCAGUGCCGGGGUUGGCCGAACGGGCGUGUUCAUCGCUCUGGACCAUCUCAUUCAACACAUCAGAGAUCACGACUUUGUGGACGUUUACGGCCUGGUGGCUGAGCUGCGCAGCGAGAGGAUGUGCAUGGUGCAGAAUCUGGCCCAGUACAUCUUUUUGCACCAAAGCACGUUGGAACUGCUGAACAACAAAGGCAACAGUCAGUCCAUCUGGUUUGUCAGCUACUCUGCUCUGGACAAGUUGGACUCACUGGACGCAAUGGAAGGUGACGUUGAACUGGAAUGGGAAGAGACCACCAUGUAGACAGACACUUUUGCCUUAUUUUUGGGAUUUGAUGAAAAAGACGAGGAGAAUCAGUCUUUGGAACGUUGCUACCUUCAAGGACCUUCUCAAAAUAAUCCCGAAUUACCAUGUGCCCCUGACGUCCCCGCAUGCCCGGAGAAGGGCGUACCUGUUUGUUUUUGUUUUCCAGGGAGAUUUCAUAGUCACUGGGCCCCUCCCGCUUGGCAGUGGUGCCGUCCGCGUCCCGUCCUCCUGAGGACGAGCCGUCCUCUAGGCUCAGCAACCGGCCGCUGUCGUGGGAAUAAGAGCCGAUAGUCAUCAGCGCUCGCCUCCGUCCAUGACCUUCACAACACAUCUGUGGAGUGUGUGCGUGUGUGUGUCUGUGUGGAGCAGCAGGUGGGAAAUGACUGCAGUAGCCAGAGGCCAUAGCAGGACACAAUUUCAUCACAGUUUGCAGCAGAAAUUCAUUUAAAUCUUCUCUCAAGCCUUUAUCAUGAUAUUAUAAUCAUAAUAAAUGUGUUAAAUUAUGUACAGUCCGAUUAUGUAUUAUGAUUUAUUUCAUCUAUAUUUUGGCCGGAGGAAAAAAAAAUA